Fonsecaea erecta is the source of this 1236-nucleotide messenger RNA. RefSeq lists its product as hypothetical. The record is from RefSeq and is a predicted model, not a curated record. The coding region runs from base 1 to 1236 and encodes 411 amino acids. Lineage: Eukaryota; Fungi; Ascomycota; Eurotiomycetes; Chaetothyriales; Herpotrichiellaceae. The transcript is spliced from 2 exons. Gene Ontology annotation, molecular function: protein binding.
AUGCUGAAGAAUUUAUCCCAAUCCGUCCUGCUGUUGGCGGCCUUAACCGCCUCCGUCAGAGCCGCACCACCACACCAUGGCAAGUGGGGGAAAGGACAUUCUCAAUCAGCAGGCGCCCGAGCGAUAUACUUCAUCACCAACGAUGCCAGUAGCUCUGUUGCAGCAGUGCCCGUUUCCCCGAAUGGCCUGCUAUCUGAAGGCAGUCUGACUCCCACGGGAGGCGAUGGGGGCGUUAGCAUUAAUGGAGCCACGGGCAAUCCUCUCCUUCCUGACCCUUUGAUCUCGCAGUCUUCUGUGACCAUCGCUGGAAAUAACAUCUUCGCCGUCAAUGCGGGCAGCAAUACCUUGUCAAUGCUGUCAAUUGACCCGCAGGACCCGACGAAACUCACCUUGAUUGGUGCUCCUGUCAGUCUCCCAGGCCAAUUCCCCAACACUGUCGCUGCGUCGGCCAGCAACCGACUGGUCUGUGUCGGGACAACCGGUGUGACCAAUGGCGUCUCCUGCUCGUCUUUCUCCGAGAAAGGUCUCGGCCCAAUGGACGGCUUGCGCUCCUUUGACCUUGUUCAGACUACUCCUCCCAUGGGUCCGACGAACUCGGUCUCCCAAGUAUUCUUCUCCGAGGACGAGUCUCGCUUGUUCGCGACGGUCAAGGGCAAUCCCGCAAUCAACACCACCGGGUUCUUCUCCGUGUUUCCCGUUCAGGGAGGAGGUUGGCAUGGGAAGCCAUCACUCUCAACGACGGACACUCGCAGCUCCCCGGCAGGAACCGCCGUCCUGUUCGGCUCCGAAGUCAUUGCUGGAACGUCGAAGGUCUUCGUGACAGACGCAUCUUUUGGUGGUGCCGUCAUAUCGGUGGACCUCACAACCAACACAGCAUCAACUGUGGCGAAGCAGGUCAUCGCGGGUCAAAGUGCCACCUGCUGGGCGACGAUUUCACCCGUGACUGGGACUGCGUUCGUGGCGGACGUUGGCGUGAACCGUCUGGUGGAGAUGAGCUUAUCAGACGCCAGCAUCAUCUCAAUCCUAGACCUAUCCGCGAAUGGGGACCCGGGGCUUAUCGACAUGAAAGCCGCCGGCAACUUCAUCUAUGCUCUUGCUCCGGGCAACGGAACUACGCCUCCAGCGGUGACUGUUUUGGAUGUCUCUGGAGGGCCAGGGUCGGCAAAGCAGGUCCAACACUUCCAACUGGCUUCGAUGGGCGUGGACAAGCAGGCGCAGGGCAUGGCGGUAUUUUGA